Molecule: messenger RNA, 7409 nt
Organism: Oryzias melastigma (Indian medaka)
Lineage: Eukaryota; Metazoa; Chordata; Actinopteri; Beloniformes; Adrianichthyidae
Product: Kv channel-interacting protein 2
Exons: 8
Coding region: 4954-5649 (231 amino acids)
Biological process (GO): regulation of potassium ion transmembrane transport
Cellular component (GO): voltage-gated potassium channel complex
Molecular function (GO): calcium ion binding; potassium channel regulator activity
Source: RefSeq, a predicted model, not a curated record
UUACACCCACUGAGGGAGAAGAUGCCUGACUAGGGGGGGGAUAAAGCUGUCUCAUAACUCAAAGUCGGGCUUUUGCCGAUGAUCUGGCUCAAUCAAAAAAUGUGGACUUUUCAGCCACUGGUCAUCCUGAGCGGCCCGGAGGGGGGAAGCGGAGGCUUAUACGCUCUCGCUAUCAUGUCAAUCAUUCCAUUGUCCUAUUGGUUGUUUAGGAAAAAGGGUGAGUUGGAUUUUCUUUAAAAUAUUGUGAAACAUGUGAGACAUCAAUAACUAGAUGAGCUGGCAGAUUAUUGACUAUUUUGGGGGAAUUUGAGGAUCUUUGGAACUUUGGAUUUUAAGAUUUUGUAUUGUUUGAGCUUAAUUUACAAUUAUAUAUAUCCUGCUGAAUCUCUUACUGAGUGGUUGGUUUUUUUAAUUCUAGUUGGAGAUUUCUAACUAUAAUACUACAGUGCUGUUGAAGUCAUUACUUCUUACUGAGUUUGUGUCAGUUUGUGUAAACAUAACCAAAAAGGAAGUACAACUACAUAUGAUUAAAUACUAAAAGAAGAAUAACUUUUGUCCUAAAUGUGAUUACGUUUAUCAAAUCAAGUCUUCAUAUUGUUUGACUUGUGUACCCCUCGUGUCCACUAGAUGUCCCCGUGUAGCUUGAAAUCUGAAGCGCCUCUUAGUUUUUUUUUUAAUCAAAACAUGUCUUUUCUAAUAUCUCACAGAUUAUUGAUCAUCCUUGUUUGGCUCAUGAUACGACACUAAAAGGGGAAUGAGUUGGUGGAGUUACUUUCUUAUUUCUUUAAAAUGUUUUUUUUUAAUCCCAUGCGGCUCUAAAUGAUGCAAAAGCCUCAGAUGAAAGUGUUGUUUGUGAUGUUGCGAGAUAAAAUGUGAUUUUUGCAAACAUAAAAGCUGGAGGUCCUCCACCCUCCCAUAAGCCGACUGCUGUUUGUCCUUUUUGUGUGCAAGUUAGUGGCCAGUUAAGCCUUUUUGAAGCAGAAAGGCAGCAAUCAAAGUCUUCAAAAACACCCCGUUUAAAUGAGAUAAUACAGAGCUAAAAGUCUUUAAAGCAAAAUACUUUUAAAGCAGCUUGUAUUUCAUUAAAUUUAAUCCUAAUUUGAUUUUAUGUCUUUUUUCAAGUAAUAUAUUUUCAGAAAACUUUUUAAAAACCCAUUUUGAUUUCUUCAAACCACAGCUCCUCAAUGAAAACUCAUUGAUCCCCUGGUUGGACUCUGUAAAGUUAUUCGAUGCAACAUGAAGCGAAACAACAAAAUUAUGAACGCUCCUCCCCACAGGUGACACCUGUCCAGUGAUCACAUCCUCUGUAGAACAUUUAGCAGCAAUGAGCUUUUUAAAAAACACACAAACUACUGGGGUAAAGUCUGUGUCCUGCUUAUAAAUCUGACAUUUUUUAAUAUUUUACCAUUUAAAAAUUAAAGUACAAGUGCCCUUUAAAAACUCAUUUGUUGUAAAUAUCUUAGACAGGUAUAACAAACAAAAAGCAAGUGUAAAAAGUGAAUGUCAGUGUCAUUUUUUUAAAUUGCUCUUUUAGAUUAUUACUGAUUUUUUUUCAAUCCAAAUUAAAGUGUUAUACAGUACUUGUAAAUAGUAUAUUUAUCCUAUGAUGCCAAACUCUUUAAAAAUCACAUUCAAGUUUUUUAGCGUAUCUCGUCAAUGGUUACCAAAGCGUCAUCUAUGUGCACACAUGAUUUAGCAGAGAUUUUUAUGCCCGUCCUUCUGACACAGCCCAAUUUUUUUUAUUUUAUUUUUUGAUCUGGGCUGGGGACCCGCAAAGGAAGACCCACACUUGGGCUUCCUUGUGGCUACAUAGUUAAGCAGUACCAUCCAGCCAAAUGAGCCGUCCAACCGCUGGACAUAGAAUAAGCUAGAAAAAAGAUUUAGGUAAUAAUUCCAGCACUGCAAAUUACUAAUAUUUCCUGUUAGUAGACUUUAAUGCUGCAGAACCCAAAAAAACAUUUUUUUUCCGAGCUUCCAAAAAAUUUGACGAUUUGUUUGUGCAUUUUAGGUAACAUCAAUCACUGUGGAAAAUAAAAUCAAAACAACUAAAAUAAUAAUUAAAAAUAAAGAAAACAUGAAUAUAAAAAAAAAUUAAAAAUUCAAUGAAAAACAAUGGCUUAAGUUGACCCAGUGUGUAUAAACAUUAGUGGUUCUCUUAAGUGCUUUCUAAUGUAAUUUGGGUUAAAAUUUAUCUUUGAUGAAAAGAUAAUAUAAAUGAUGCUUAAUAGAUAUGUAAUUUCCUCAUGUAUUGUGUUAUGAACAAAAGAAAAUCAAGAAAAAAAACAUGUUUUCCAACACUUCCUUUUCAGAGCAAUAUUUCUGUGGAAUUUUCUCAUAAAUGCUCUGCAAGUUUAUAGCAUUUUCCUCUAGAGAAAGAGGAGGAAGUAGGUGAGAGAAAAGUGCAGGAGCAGAGGACACAUCUGCAGCUCCACUUGUAUGAAUGACAGUCAAAUGAAGAGAAGAUUACCUUCAAUAGACGGAGGGCAGGAGCUGGAGCAUAAUGAAGAGCAGAUACCCUUUUGGCCUUUGCACAGAGCAGUUUGACCUCAACGACGCUCCAGUUUGCCCUUUAUCUGCUUCAUCAUGUUCUGCUUUGGUCUUUUCUUACUCCUCCUGCUUUCUCCUGCCACUCCAUCUCACACAACACUCCUUUCUUCACUCCACCUAUCUACUCAAAUGACUAAUUCUCCAAUAAGUAAGUGGGUAGAUAAAACCUCUCCAACAAACAGGCCGGGCUCAGAUUUCUUGUGCUCUGUCCAUUGGAAAAUUAUGGUUCAAUAAGGCUCUGUUUAUGUUUAUCCUGUCUGCAAUGAGAGCCUUUCUGCAGCACUCAACCGAAACCUCUAUAGAGUUAGGAUGAGCUAUUGUGAUGAGAUGUUUUUUGUUUUUUUGUUUGUGAAAAGACAAGGUUGUGGUUCAUAAAGGUUUCCUGUCUGGGCUGUGUUAAAUUGUAAACAACAUGGUUAAAAUCCUGUUUAUUGACUCUUCUGCAUCUUUUAAAGGCUGCAAUGAAGCCAGCCACUUUAAUGGCAGGUUAGAAAAAGCAUCAGUAAUGUUAGAAAGAUAAAUGUCAGUCGUAAAACGUCCGGAAGUCUCCACCAAGAUAGAAAAGGAAACGCAUCAGGUCAGCAAGACAAAUAGGGAAUGCACUUUUUUUUUUUUUUUUUCAAGCAAGUUAUUUUUACUGCUGAGGGCAAGACGAUAUCCUCACAGGGAGUCAGAGGGGGGGGCCACAAGAUCACAUGGAAACAUCUUGAACAGAUCCUGAUGGAGAUUUGGCCAGACCAAACUCCCAUGACUGACAGGAGGAACAGGAGCUAACAGGGUAUCUAACUUAAAGGGAAUAAAAAUUAAAUUGAAUAAUCUCAUUAAUUCCUUUUUAUCUAAUUUAUUUUUUAGCAGAAAGCCACGGUCAAAAAAAAUGUAUUUUUUUUUUAAUUACAACCUUAAAUUAAAAUUUACAAGAAAAAUGACGUAAAUUUAGGAGAUUUAAGUGAGUAAAUCACUUUUUAUUGUCUUUUUCCCCCAAUAAAGGCGCUGCUAUAUUUAUUUUGCAGGAUUGUGAGACACCCCUGUAAACUGUUAAAAUAUUGUUUAGCUCUUAACAGGUUUUUUUAACAAUACCCAACCAUCUAUAAACUUUGUUAGCUACUUAAGAAAAAUAUUUUAGCUUUUCAGUCUGCAUAUUGCACUCGAAACGAAAUAAAAAAAAGUUUAAAAAGUUUAAAAAAUUGUUGAAUUUUUUUAAAAAGUGUCACUAUUUUUAGUGGUGUUGUUCUAAUUGAAAAAUGUUGCUUAAUUUUUUCAAGUGUUCCAUGUUUCCAACAAUAAGUGUCUAUAUUAACCUUUCAAAAUUAAAAUGUGGUCUGUUUGUAUUUGAAAAUAUUACUCUUCCACAAAGCCAGCAUCUAACGAUAAGCCAGUUUUUUUAGUAAAACUAUUACAUUUAACCUUAAUUUAACCUGCUACUUGCAUCCAUUACAUAAUUUUAGUUUUUUGUCCUAUUUUUAAUCAAUGUAUGGUGUCACAACUUAGCCAAAAUCUGUGUUGUUUCCUUGCUAUGGCAAGAGGAAGUUAUUAUUUUUGAAAAAAUACAUAGCAAUAACUCAUCCAAAAAAAAAAAAAAAGAUUUAUGUAUCAAAUUUUAGUCCUUUAAUUUGUAAUGGCCUUGUAAAGUCUUCUUAUUCUCCAUAUAAAAUGUUGCAGCUCUGGGUAGUUCUGAUGAUCAACAUUUUUUUAGAAAAGUGACAGUAUUUAAUGUUAAAUAACAAAAUUUUGUGGCUUCAGGUGAAUCAGUUUUAAUUGAUACCUUUCGGUUUCCAUGGUAACAAGUUGAUGCAAAUCAAUCAAGGUAAUGCUAAACGGAUAGAAGACAUGUCUGCUUCUUUCAGCACCCCCUGUCUCUUGUGUGUGUGUUUGACUUUGGCCCAUUGUCUCUGCAGUUUCUCCCUCCCUCUCAUUUUCUCAGGCUCUCCCUCUUCUUUUUAUCAGCUAGCUCGCUCACUCACUCUCUCUCUCUUUCCCUCUCACAACAUUUGCUUCCUGACAAGCGCUGCCAAAGGACUAGCAGGCGCUUCACAUCCCCAGAUUCCUUCAGUCGACAUGCAGCUGGAAGACAAAAGAGGCGAGCGAGCAGACGAAAAGUUCAAACUGUGGCUCAGGUGUUGGUUUGGAGCUCUGCCUUACAGCCUGUAGCUUCAGCAGAAAUUACUUCUGAUCAGACUGUGAUUCAACAUUUUUUUUUUUUUUUGUCAGAGUUUGAUAAACUUUUGAUGUUUCUCUACUGAAAAUCCUACAAUUAAGUGUGGAAAGAAGGGGAAGACAACUUCAUUUGAAAGUUUAGGAAAUAUACAAACUUCUCAGGUAGGUGCAGUAAUAUUUUUGGCCUGACAGGCCAGCCACAUCUGGCUUGGUGGAAUAGUCCUGGGCGAUGACACACAUCAACAAACCAAGAUGCUAAGUCUGGACGGCUUGGAGAUAAUCGCCGUGUUGGUGGUCAUGGCCCUCUUCAUCAAAGUCUUGGAGCAGUUUGGAAUGUUCGAGCCUGUUGGUGGGGAAGACAGUGUAGAAGAUGACUUUGAGCUGUCCACCGUGUGCCAUCGUCCUGAAAGCAUGGACAAGCUGGAGGAGCUCACCAAGUUCACCAAGAAGGAGCUGCAGGUUCUCUACAGAGGCUUCAAAAACGAAUGCCCAAGUGGGGUUGUAAAUGAGGAGAACUUUAAGACUAUUUACUCCCAGUUCUUCCCUCAGGGAGAUUCCAGUAUGUAUGCACAUUUCCUUUUCGAAGCCUUCGACACGAACAAGAACGGCUCGGUUAGUUUUGAGGAUUUUGUAUUUGGUUUAUCCAUUAUCCUGAGAGGAACAAUUAAUGACCGAUUAAAUUGGGCGUUUAACUUGUACGACCUAAACAAAGAUGGCUGUAUCACCAAAGAGGAGAUGUUGGACAUCAUGAAGUCCAUCUACGAUAUGAUGGGGAAGUACACGUACCCCACCAUGCAGGACGACGCCCCGAUAGAACAUGUGGAGAGCUUCUUCCAGAAAAUGGACCAAAAUAAAGACGGCGUGGUUACCAUAGAGGAGUUCAUUGAGUCGUGUAAAAAGGAUGAGAACAUCAUGCAGUCCAUGCAACUGUUUGACAACGUCAUCUAAGAGUCCGGACUAGCAAGGACACCUGCACCGGGGGAAAGAGGUGUGACUGGAUCAAACAGAGUUUAUGAAUGUACAUGUGCGUCUUUGUGAGUGCUCGAAGGACUCGCAGGCUCACGCUCGUGUCACUGUUCGGAGUCCUGAAGGCGCGCAGAGACCUUUUUCCUUUCUGCUGGACCCCUGCUCCCCGUCCUCUCAGAGUUUUCUUCUCUCCUGCUAUCAAUAAAAUAAAAACUCUUCAUUUUAUCCUGGAGGCAGCGAGGAAGAAGUGGACAUCUAAAAAUCCUGACCCUUUUUUGUUCAAACUUUUAGUUCUUACUGCUUUUGAUGAAGGAACCCUUAGAGCUUCUAAAGCUUGAAGUCAAAGGAAAAUGGUCCUCAAACAUUCAACCGAGAUUUGUUUCCUGCUAUGAUGACUGGAUUUAUCUUUUUUUUUUCUUUUUCCUGGAUAAGUGUGGAAAAACCUUCAGGCCACUCAGCUAGAAAUGAGUCUAUUGCCCCCUGGUGGACAAAGGGAAAAUUACAUAUCUUUAGGGAAAAAAAAGAGGAACAAACUGAAAAUUAUCAAACACUGAUGGGAAUUCAGAAAUACUCCUUUCCUUGAGGAAUUGUUUUCAAUAUCGCAUGAUGAUGUCACUAAUAUCUAAUUAUGUAUUUAAAGAGAUACUCCAAAGUCUGCUCGUCUGUCCGCCGUUCCUGGUCAUUCACAGGUGCCUCACCCUCUGUUUGUGUGCGUGUGCAUGUGUAACAGAAAGAUGUCGUCUAAGAUCACACCAGGAGAACAACCACCUCCAGUCAUGGCAGUUCGGUAGAAUAAGUCUUGGCCUUCCAAACUAUUACAGUCCUAGCAUUAGAUGUCUAUUGACUGUUGUAUUAUUCCUAGCUUUCCCUGUGAAGUGAUAGUCAAGUAAAGGAUUACACCAAAAGUAUCGGUGGAUUGACAGAAACGCCCAACUACCACAGACGUACUGGCCCAUAAAAGUAUGAUUUAUUAGAUUGCAGAUUUGAUGUGAAUAUCUUGUCAUCUAAGCUGUCAUGUGGUUGUAGCAGGUUCUACUUCAACAACAAAAAAACAUGUUGCACUAAAUAACCUUAAUCCAACUUUGAUCAGACAUAAGUUUGCAUGUGGACACAUGGGUAUGCUGUAAUCUUUUUAGUUCCUUCCAACAUCUUAUCCUGCUUUUUUUUUGGUGACACCAAAGAUUAAUAUUCCUAGAAGGUACAAACUGCAUUUAUUGUUGGGGAAAAAAGAAGAUAUUUAAACUAUAAAGUAUUUGCUGUUAUUUUAUUUUGACUGCAGACUGAAAUUCUAGGAUUUAAAACAUGCAUGUUAAGAUUUGACAUUUACUUUGGAAAAACCCAAGAGUUGCAUCAAAUUCAAAGUUGAUGUCCCAGAAGCGAUCUGCCCUUAAUUCAAUUCCGUGCAGAGACCAACAUUGAAUAACAAUAACCUUCUCUGCCACACAGCUUUCCUCCUUAUCCAACCUCACCCAUUAAAUUACAUUAAAAGACUAUAUUUUAACUUGAAUGUAUUUUUUUUUUCAUUAUAAUUUUUCUUUUAUCAGAACAAAACUUGUUUGGCUCAUACUGUUCCUGUCCACAAAUGAAACCUGUCUAUACCCGCAUGUACUGUGUCUAGAAUAAUGAAAACAUAAUAACCUGGUGUACUGACUGUCUAGUUAGCUAGCCUCAACUGGUUGAAUUACAUAUUUAAAAUAUGUAUAUUUUGUAAAGAGACAAUAAAGUCACAAUUACUAUGCAAA